AUGAGCGGCGAUCAAGUUGAGCAACGAAGCAAGCCAUCACGAAGCAAAGAGACCGAUGAGGAUGGCGGUACAAAGAACCAGAUUGCUGAGCAACGAAGCAAGCCAUCACAGAGCAAGGAGGUCGAUGAGGAGGGCGGUACAAAGAACCGGAUUGCUGAACAACGAAGCAAGCCAUCACAGAGCAAGGAGGUCGAUGAGGGAGAGGCGGUUUCACAAGACCCAGAUUAG
Cooperia oncophora is the source of this 228-nucleotide messenger RNA. NCBI's taxonomy places the organism in Eukaryota, Metazoa, Nematoda, Chromadorea, Rhabditida, Trichostrongylidae. The record is from the annotation of a GenBank genome assembly.